Messenger RNA from Entamoeba invadens IP1, 1380 nucleotides. RefSeq lists its product as hypothetical. Gene Ontology annotation, biological process: autophagy of mitochondrion; protein localization to phagophore assembly site; protein lipidation. Gene Ontology annotation, cellular component: phagophore assembly site membrane; extrinsic component of membrane; cytosol. Gene Ontology annotation, molecular function: phosphatidylinositol-3-phosphate binding; protein binding; phosphatidylinositol-3,5-bisphosphate binding. The coding region runs from base 1 to 1380 and encodes 459 amino acids. The transcript has a single exon. The record is from RefSeq and is a predicted model, not a curated record. NCBI's taxonomy places the organism in Eukaryota, Evosea, Mastigamoebida, Endamoebidae.
AUGAUUUUAUCUUUAGUAUUGUUGAACUGUUUAACUCAAAAAAUGUCAGACAUCCAAAUAGACACAGCAACCUUUUUAACUCGAACACGUAGUACUGAAAAAAUGUUUGUGAAAAAUGUCAUUGUGCCAACUCCUUCUGGCAAUUUUAUUGGAUUUGUUGUUGCUCGUUCUACCAGUCCUUUCAUUCUCUCAAUCUUCAUUUUUCGUUCCAAUAAAUUUGAGGAGUUUUUUACAAUGAACAAUUACUGUGGUGUACUGUGUGACGUGGCAGUUUCAACUUCUUAUCCUCUCAAGAUUUUUUUGCUGAACGAGCAGCAUCACUUGAGUUGUGUUGGAGUGGAUGACGACGAAUCGAAAGAAUUACCCAACCGAUGUUUUGCCGUCUCAAUACAACCGGAAGUUCCCGGGCUCGAGUCAUUCAAAGUGUUCAACAAUUUUCUCCUAUUCGGUUUCAAGCAAGGUGUCCGUCUCUACAGUCUUGAGGAUGAUUCCUGCGACACUUCAACCCAAAGUGCUGUUGAAACUACAAGUGAUAGUUCUUUUACUAUAAAAGAAACCAUAAAAAAAUUUCGAAAUAUCCAGCAUUUGUUUGACUGUACCGGCGAUGUGUGUGGUGUUGAUAGCGUUGCGCUAGAUUCGCAUUACUUAAUAUAUCCCACCAAUGAAUCUUCAGUAUUAGAAGAUGUUGUUAGUAGUAGCGUCUUGUCGAUGUUUAUGAAUUAUACGAAGGGGUAUUUAGAGAUCUUUGACAUUACAAGGAAACAAGUCGUUUGCAGGUUUACGGCGUCGGCAUAUGCUCCGAUAAAAAUUGUUAGUCUAAGUCCCAGCGGCAACUUUCUAGCAGUGGCAGACCAAUACGGAAAGAGUGUACGCGUUUUUCGCGUGCACCACAAAACGGAAAAGGCAAUUUCGCUGAUCCACGUCGUUGAUCGGGGAAACACCCAAACCAAUAUCAGACAACUUCUCUUCUCUCGAGAAGAUGAUAUCCUUGUUUUACUCUCGCAACAGUCUGUACGCUUUAUUUUGAUUGACAGAACAAAGACAACAAAUUACUCGACACUCUGUGACGGGGAAUCCAUCUGUAAAUUUUCGCCUGCCACAAAAGUCCAACGCGUUGCGCAGCUCGACAAGGGCGAAACCCAAAAUCCCUCCUUUGCGUUAUUUGGAGAAGAUGGAUAUGUCACAAUCGUUCAAUUAAUAAUCAACGACGGUAAAAUCAAAUCAAAAAGUCAAGUCACGGAACAACACUUAGUCUUUAGCUUAAUUAAUUCAGAACAACGGGUAUCACUGCUGAACAUAUCUCAAACACAAGACUUAGAUUUGCAACAGGCAUUUGAUUGGUUUUAUCGAAGUUCCUCAAAAUAUGCAUACGCUCAAUAA